Rattus rattus (black rat) is the source of this 3105-nucleotide messenger RNA. RefSeq names its product lipase A, lysosomal acid type (gene Lipa). NCBI's taxonomy places the organism in Eukaryota, Metazoa, Chordata, Mammalia, Rodentia, Muridae. The record is from RefSeq and is a predicted model, not a curated record. Gene Ontology annotation, biological process: sterol metabolic process. Gene Ontology annotation, molecular function: sterol ester esterase activity. The transcript is spliced from 9 exons. Gene Ontology annotation, cellular component: intracellular membrane-bounded organelle. The coding region runs from base 195 to 1388 and encodes 397 amino acids.
CCUGGAGGCCUCUUAGUGAAAACAAAUUGAUGUUUUCCCCUGCCAGAGACGGCUGCAGUCGUUCGGUUCCCGUCUGCCUUCCAUGUAGGAUUUGAUUUCUCCUAAACUUGGUUUAAGACUUUUAAAGAAGGCCCUGAUUUAUCGAGGCCUGUUGGUGAAGUAAAAUUCGGCUGGCUACUCUCAACGGAAGGAAGAUGCAACUGCUAGGCCGGGUGAUCUGUUUCGUCAUUGGGAUCCUGCUUUCUGGGGGCCCAACGGGGACCAUAUCAACUGUGGACCCUGAAGCAAACAUGAACGUGACUGAGAUAAUCAUGCACUGGGGAUAUCCUGGUGAAGAGCACUCAGUACAGACAGGAGAUGGCUACAUUCUGGGUGUUCACCGAAUCCCGCAUGGGCGGAAGAACCAGUUUGAUAAAGGUCCCAAACCAGUUGUGUAUCUUCAGCAUGGCUUCCUGGCAGAUUCUAGUAACUGGGUCACAAACAUUGACAACAACAGCCUGGGCUUCAUCCUGGCAGAUGCUGGCUUUGAUGUGUGGAUGGGAAACAGCAGAGGAAACACCUGGUCCCGGAAGCACAAGACCCUCUCAGUUUCUCAGGAUGAGUACUGGGCCUUCAGCUUUGAUGAGAUGGCAAAAUACGACCUCCCUGCUUCAAUUAACUACAUUUUGAAUAAAACUGGCCAAGAACAACUGUAUUAUGUGGGCCACUCCCAAGGCUGCACCAUAGGUUUUAUAGCAUUUUCACAGAUGCCUGAACUGGCAAAGAAGGUUAAAAUGUUUUUUGCCCUGGCUCCUGUGUUGUCUCUCAACUUUGCUUCGGGCCCGAUGGUCAAACUGGGACGGUUGCCGGAUCUGCUUCUUGAGGACUUGUUUGGGCAGAAGCAAUUUCUUCCUCAGAGUGCAAUGGUGAAAUGGCUAAGCACUCACGUUUGCACGCACGUCAUCAUGAAGGAGCUUUGUGCCAACAUCUUCUUUCUGAUUUGUGGCUUCAAUGAGAAGAAUUUAAACAUGUCUAGAGUGGAUGUGUAUACAACACACUGUCCUGCGGGAACCUCUGUGCAAAACAUGUUACACUGGACCCAGGUUGUUAAAUACCAUAAGCUUCAAGCUUUUGACUGGGGAAGCAGUGACAAGAAUUAUUUUCAUUACAACCAGAGUUAUCCACCCUUGUACAGCAUAAAAGACAUGCAUCUACCCACUGCUUUGUGGAGCGGGGGCAAGGACUGGCUGGCAGACACCAGCGACAUCAGUAUCUUACUGACUGAAAUCCCCACGUUAGUGUACCACAAGAACAUUCCCGAGUGGGACCAUCUGGAUUUUAUCUGGGGUUUGGAUGCCCCCUGGAGGCUGUAUGAUGAAGUAGUCAGUCUAAUGAAGAAAUACCAGUGAGUGCCAAGGCUUGAGAUGCUUCCCCUUCACUAGGGGAAAAAAGGACAGGUGUUUGCUUAAUUCCUGCAAAAUACUUGUGUUUUCCUGGUCUUGAUCAUUUGUAUUUUUUAUGUGCAAGAAAACGAGGAUGUUGAAGACGUACAUGGGUCUGGUCAGUAAGAAGCACGCUAGCUGUCUUCUGCUUCAUUCAGACUGACAAGCUAGAGUCACAACCAGCGAUGCCUUUUAAGUCUUUAGAAAGCAUGGGUGUUACGUGAAAAAGCCAUUGCAAUCCUUUUGUUUACUUCUUACGGUCGUUUUCGGUGUCUGCAUGCUGUGCAUAUACAUGCCUAUGUGUGUGCCCUGUGCUGACCAGACCCUCCUUGUGUGGAGGUAAGGGCUCACAUCAGGGUAUCUUCCUCAGACACUUUCCACUUUACUUUUUGAGACCUGGUCUCUCGCUGAACCAGUCAGUAGCUUGCUAUUCCAGUUAGACUGGCUGACCAGGGAGCCUCCAGGACCUGUCCGUCUCUACCUUCCCCCUCACCAGGUCUUCGGAGGGUGAUGUCCCAGCCAGCAUUUUUACACUGGUUCUAGGGACAGGAACUCAGGUUCUCAUGCUUGACUAGCAAGCCCUUUCAUCACCAAACCAUUGCCUCAAACCCUCUGUGAUCGAAAAGCUGCUCAAUUACCUUUAUGUUCCCACCCAACGCAAGUGAACGAGCACAAGACGUUUCAAGCUGUUGUUUGUGAGCAAAGAUCAAUCUGCCAGUGGCUUGAACACGCUAUGAGAAACCCUCGCUCUGAGCUUGACAAACUGCAGUCCAGGUUCUCCAGAGAUUGAGACAGGGAGGCUGCUGUUAGAUUUAGGGUUCAUCUAGAGAGUGAGACUUUGUCUCUACAAAACCAAAGACAAAGGAGAAGAAGAAAAAAAACCCUAAAGUACUCAGUUCUCAUCUGUUAGCCUCAGGGGCCUUAGACAGUUCCUACGCUUACCUAUGCAAACAACAUUUUCAUGUCUUUAUGCAGUAGCUACCUAGUGAAGUCCAGUGUUACCCCAGCUUCUCCAGGAGUAAACAUUCUCUCUUCAAUCUCAUCAGACCUCAGUAGCAAGCAUUUAGUGAAUAUUUAGAUUUUUCAGGCCAAGCCAAGACAAAAAUGAAUAGAAUAAAAGAAAAAAAAAGCCCAGACUCUUGAAAAGUGGUUUGCACUGAUUUAAAAAUUAAAAAAAAAUAUCUUGAAGAAUGACAUGAUGAACUGUGUUGGUUCCGCACGUGUAGUCGGAUCCCUCUUCUGUGGAGAACGUUCUGUGGAGGGACAAACCACUAAUUUGCCCCAAGUGAAUGUGGCCGUAGUGACAGCGACAGUGCCUCUGUGAAGCAGGGCUGGCUGCUGGUGACAAGCGUUCCAGUUCCUUUUCUCAGAGAUGAAGCGGAUGUUUUCAGACAGAGCUCGGCUCAGGAAUUUCGCUUGGAGAAUCAGUGUUUAUGUGCACAGUGUUUUAGUGAGCCUGCUCUGCGCCUGCCUAUGGGGAAGCCCUCGACUGUUCACCGGGCUCGUGGGUGACGGCUGCCGUCAGCUGGACAGUGGAUAAGUUUUCUGACGUAGUCACCACAGAUGCAGGGAUAUCGCUUUGUGUCGACUCCUAAGGCAGGCAGGACGAUACGACUUGGUAACAUUGUAAAGGUUCACAUUUAAACUUUUCAAUAAAUCUCAGCCUCACAGGCCUGAACAUCUA